This is a messenger RNA of Nilaparvata lugens (brown planthopper), 2157 nucleotides long. Its product is annotated as transmembrane protein 87A. Gene Ontology annotation, biological process: retrograde transport, endosome to Golgi. NCBI's taxonomy places the organism in Eukaryota, Metazoa, Arthropoda, Insecta, Hemiptera, Delphacidae. The coding region runs from base 296 to 1498 and encodes 400 amino acids. Gene Ontology annotation, cellular component: Golgi apparatus; membrane. The record is from RefSeq and is a predicted model, not a curated record. The transcript is spliced from 14 exons.
UUUCAGCUCACUGUGACCGUGCCCAGAAUAACAAAUUGAAAAUAGUUUGGUUCGUUGGUCUGUCAGGGUGCUGGAAGAAUGGAGUCAUCAAAAAUUAUCCUGAGGUGGAAAGAAACCCAGAAUGGUAUGGUUUACUACUAAAUACGUCCAAUGUUCGAGAAAUGCCCGAUAUGGUAACUGAGUGCGAUUGUUCCAAUCACUCGAUACCAUGUGAAUUGAAGCAAUACAUUCCUCCUCAAGCCCAAUCUCUGAACCACCCAAGGAUCUCCCGCAGAACGCGGAGUCGGUUGACAAAAUGCCUCAUGAGGAUGAUGAUGAUGAUAGUACUAGUCACACUGAAUUGAAACCUGUCAAACAACCCACCUACCUGACACCGACGGAUGGCUUCUAUAUGCUGUCUGUGCAAGUGGCAAAUGACAAUAGUUUCGAUGUCACGCUGUACAUUGAGAUGUUUGGUGAACAUGGCUAUUUGUCAGCCGGAGACUGGCCUCUGCUUCCCUUCUACGGCUGCAUGUGCCUGGUGUACGUGGCAUACGGCGUGGGCUGGCUGACGGUAUCAUUUCGCCAGUGGCGUGACCUUCUGCGUAUCCAGUUCUGGAUCGGCGGCGUGAUCCUACUCGGCAUGCUGGAGAAGGCCGUCUUCUACGCCGAGUACCAGAACGUCAACAGCACCGGGCGCCCCGUUCCGGCUGCCGUCCUAGUCGCCGAACUCGUCUCCUGCGCCAAGCGCACGCUGGCGCGCAUGCUCGUCAUCAUUGUCAGUCUGGGAUUCGGCAUUGUCAAGCCGCGACUGGGCGCCAUGCUGCACCGUGUGGUCGGCACCGGAGUGCUCUAUUUCGUGCUGGCUGCAUCGGAGGCCUACGUGCAGGUGAUGCGUGCCAAGAGUGAACCGGCCAAUCAGCUGUUGAUUGCCAAUGUGCCACUGGCCGUACUCGACUCGGCCAUCUGCUGGUGGAUAUUCACCAGCCUCGUGCAGACGACGCGCACUUUACGGCUCAGAAGGAAUUUAAUCAAGCUAACUCUAUACCAGCAUUUCACGGCUACGUUAACAGUGGCCGUAUUUUCAUCUAUAAUUUUCAUGCUCUACUCGAUAAGAACUCAUCACUUCACAGAAUGCUUUCAGGACUGGCAAGCACUGUGGGUGGACGAGGCCUUCUGGAGACUUCUGUUCUCCGUCAUUCUACUUGUGAUAAUGAUUCUCUGGCGACCAACAAAUAACAACCAAAGGUACGCGUUUACUCCUCUGCUGGAUGCGCCUGAGGAUGAUGACGAUGAUGAGGAAGAGCAGUUCAUCAACAAUUCUUAUGGUGUAAAAAUGAGAGCCCCAACUAGUGGAUCCAGCUCUCCAAAACAAAAAACUAGCACAAAUAGUUUGGAGGAAGAUCUCAAAUGGGUAGAAGACAAUAUUCCAACUUCUCUUGCUGAUAGUGCACUUCCUAUUCUGGACUCCGAUGAGGAAAUAAUGAAUACCAAGUUCGAAAUCUCAAAGAUGCAGUAAAGAUAAUAAUUAUUUCCUAACGAGGAAUUGAUCGACUUAAUUGUUCAUUAUUUGCACAUCGUGAGUGUAUUGUGGACUGUUUAUAAAUCCUGUAAAUAUUAUAUAGCUAUUUUAAAUAAUUUAUGUUGUAAUUAAGAUUGAAAGAUGCUUUUUAUAGAAUUUCGAGUGAAUUGUGUGGGUGAGUAAAGUUGACAGAGAGAAAUUCGAGAAAAUGAAAAAACUUCUUUUUUUGUUUUGGAAAGUUGGAAUGGAGGAGGAGUUUAUCCAAAACCGUACAUAUUAUGUUUUCAUCUCUUGUAUUGCUAUUUAGUUUCAAUGCUGGAUUUGUUGUACAAAAACAGAAGAAUACAUUGAAUGAGUGCUUCAUUUUUACUUGAAUAAGUUUCUUUCUUAAUAGAUUUGCUUUCUGUAAUUGUUUAUCAAAUGAGGCACUUUAUAUUCCAUGCUUUUUGGGUGCCCACCAACGGUAAUAGCCUACCUGUUGCCGGAUUUAGGUUAGUUUUUAAAAGGCAACUGGUUAUGAAGGUUUGAAGUCUAAAUUAAAUCUACUUUGUUAAAAUAAUUUAGGACUGAAAACUGGUUAUGAAGGUCUUAUGUCUAAAUUAAAUCUACUUUGUGAAAAUCAUUAAGGACUAAAAAUGUUGUGGAGUGAACAACUA